AUGGUUCACCAGCUACCUUAUGCUCUCGACGCAGAGACGCCGUUGAGCCCCUCGGAGCUGCAAGUCCUACGAGCCCAGUACGAAAAAGAGGGUGACAUGGUUGGCGUCCAGACAAAGUUCAACUACGCAUGGGGCCUCGUCAAAUCAAACAAUCGCAACGACCAACAACUCGGUGUCCGCCUCCUCAGCGAUAUAUUCCGUCUCUCUCCCGAACGUCGCCGCGAAUGCCUAUACUACCUCGCCCUCGGAAACUACAAGCUCGGAAACUAUGGCGAGGCCCGCCGCUACAACGACCUCCUGCUCGACAAGGAGCCCGCGAACCUCCAGGCUUCCGAUCUACGCCAACUGAUUGACAACAAGGUCGCCAAGGAGGGGCUCAUGGGGGUAGCUAUCCUGAGCGGCGUUAGCAUUGCCGCCGGGGUUGUCGGCGCGUUUUUGUUCAAGAAUGCUAGGAAAAGGUAG
Messenger RNA from Metarhizium brunneum ARSEF 3297, 462 nucleotides. RefSeq names its product Mitochondrial fission 1 protein (gene FIS1). The record is from RefSeq and is a predicted model, not a curated record. Gene Ontology annotation, molecular function: protein binding. Gene Ontology annotation, cellular component: peroxisomal membrane; mitochondrial outer membrane. Gene Ontology annotation, biological process: peroxisome fission; mitochondrial fission; autophagy of mitochondrion. Lineage: Eukaryota; Fungi; Ascomycota; Sordariomycetes; Hypocreales; Clavicipitaceae.